AUGCCCCGUUGUCCGGCCUAUGCACUCCCACAGGUUUUCCUUAAGUACGACGCGUUAUACUCAUCAAAAAGCAACCCAGUCAGAAUAUACAUACCUCAGACUCCGAAUUCUCACUACUCAACACAUCCAAUGUCUAACCCACGAGUUUGGCUCAUUACCGGUGCUUCUUCCGGCUUCGGGAGACUAAUGUCUGAGCUUGUCCUCAGUAAAGGGGACAUUGCUGUGGCAACUGCCAGGAAACCGGAGACGUUGGACGACCUGAAAGCCAAAUAUCCUUCCACGAAGCUUCUUGUCCUGAAAUUGGACGUCACCCAUGCGCAGGAGAUUAAGUACGUCUUCAUCAAAGUCAAGGAAACGUUCGGCAGGCUGGACGUCGUCUUCAAUAAUGCUGGAUACAGCAUGCUGGGCGAAGUGGAAGCGACGCCGGAGGAUGCUGCUCGGGCGAUGUUCGACACCAAUUUCUGGGGUGCCACGAACGUUAGUCUGGAGACGAUAAAAUUCUUCCGCGGAGAGAACAGGCCGGCUGGGGGGAGGUUGAUCGUUGUCUCCUCUGAACUGGGUGUUCAUGCUAGCGGUGGCUGCGGAUUUUAUUCGGCUACCAAGCAUGCUUUGGAAGGCGUUACCUCCGCUCUAGCGCAAGAACUCGAUCCUGAAUGGAAUAUCAAAGUGGGUUGUUUUGCUACCGUACUCUAUAUAAGUUUAUACUCGUUGUACGCAGACUACUCUUGUGGAGCCUGGAACGUUCCGCACCGAGGUUAUCGGGAAACUCGGCGAAGGAUAUAAUCAUCCUGCGUACACUAAGCCCACUCUGAUCACCAACGUUCUUCGUGCGACUCUCCGUGACCACAAGAUGAAGGAAGGCGAUACCUCCAAGGGUGUGCAGAAGAUAUACGAUCUCUCUCUCCUUCUUGACCCACCUCUUCGGCUUCCCCUUGGGAAGGAUGCGGUUGAAAUGGUCAAAGGGGAGGCGAAGAGCAUUUUAGAUGAUGCCGCAAAAUAUGAAUCGUGGUCUGAAGGCCUGGAUUUUGACGCAUAAAUAGUAGGUCAAAUUUCGCAGUAGGUAAUGACUUUUCCUGUCUCUCCCGAAACCAGCCUUUCCCUUAGUAUUAGCGGUCAGACUUUCGAGCUGUUCGUGCACAAAUAGAAUUGAAAUAAAUGUAGACAUAAGGAGCCCGCGUAAAGCGCAGUUUUCAUGAGAUAAAUACAUGUUGAGCCACGGAAGAUUUU
This is a messenger RNA of Somion occarium, 1227 nucleotides long. The record is from the annotation of a GenBank genome assembly. NCBI's taxonomy places the organism in Eukaryota, Fungi, Basidiomycota, Agaricomycetes, Polyporales, Cerrenaceae.